AUCCAUUUAUCGAUUUUACUCGACAAUUUGUAAAAAAAAAAUAAUAAUUAGAUAACUUUAAAUAAAAUAAAUAAUGUCGUGGACUAAGGAGAUUAUUUUGUGUUUUUUAUUUGUGAGUGUCAUCGACUGCUACAACAUCAAGAUUUUCGAUUCUUCAACAUUCGAUAGUCUUCCGAUUAUCCACACUCAUACAAAACAACUUAUCGAACUGUGUUUUGCUGACCGGAUGAAUCCUGUCGCCGUAAUGCCAGAAUUCAGUGACAUCACUACGGAAAUCAGUAAAAAUGAGGACAUAGACUCGUCAGUCAUCAUGAUCAAUAGUGACUUGAAAUCUGAUCUGCCGAAAUACUAUCCGAAAUUACGAUCGAACACAUAUUUUCGGGCCUAUCCAACGUACAUUCUAUCAGAUGACUCGAUCGACACAAUAAAAGCUAUUCAGUCGUAUCCCAUAAAAGAGUCCAUUAUGUGGAACGUCCUCUCGCUGCAUUUGAUAAUUGGGAAAAAGUGCGGGAACGCGUCUCAAGCGUUGCAAGCGGCCUGGAAAGUAAAUGCGAUCACGUCUUUCUUCAUAUGUCAUAAUAAUUCCAGCGGACACUCGACCAUCUACACUUAUAAUCCAUACACGAACCGGGCACCGAAACGUUGGACUCCAGUCCAGAUCACCGACAAGCCAAACGAUAGAUGGACGCUGUACAAACAGCCCUUCGUUAACGAUGAAAAAAUUUGCAAAAGCUUGAAAUUUGACAAAUCCGAGUUCUUAGACGGCUAUCCAAUAAAAGGGCACGUAAUGACUAGAAGUAAAAGAAAAGACAAGACCAACAAUACUUUAGCUUUUGACGAUCUAAAAAAAAAUACGUGUCUAUUCUAUGAAAAUCUAUUUUCAGCCUUAAAUGUAACUCCGGUUCUUGAUAAGUAUGAGAAUAUUCAAGGGCUUUCGAAAGCAAUCGCUAAUGACUCAUUCGAUAUGGUGAUACAUAAUCCUCAGUUAUUGCAUCAAUAUGACAAAUAUAUGUUUGGAGAUCCAAUGGCCUUCUACCAAGAAGGUGGUUUCAUUAUAGUCACACAGAAACAAAGCACACUAUCGGUACUAGAGCAAGUGGCCAACGUUUUCUUCACCAAACACAAUAUAAUAAAGACGUCUGUUAUUCUGACCGUGAUAUUUUUUAUGAUUUUUCUGAAUCACCGUUACGACUUUUUCUUGGCUGCUUUAGAUCUCUUGGCACUGAUUCUUAACAUGGGAAUAUCGGCUCCCAUCGAUAGAAUGUCGAUGCGCAUCACUUUCGUGACCGCGGCUAUAUUUGUAUUUUUUUUCAAUCCGGAGUUGCAGGGACAACUUACUUCGGCUUUGUCUAGACCUGCGCGUAAAAAUGUUAACACAUUAGAAGACUUACGAGACGGCAAAUAUAUAAUUUAUGUUUACGCGAGAAAUACUUAUGAUGAAUUAAAAGACAGUCAAUUAUGGCCAGAUGGCGAUUUUGAAAAAUAUGUCCUAGCUGACUUUAGUUAUCAUUACUGUCUGGAACACGUUGUGAAAAAUUCUUCACUCGCUUGUAUUAUCGAUCAGAGUGCGUACAAAGACAUUGAUAGCAAUCUAUAUCUAUCCAAAGAGUUUUCAAAAUCCUAUAACGUUUUUGCGCUCCGGAAGACGUCGCCGCUGAAAUAUAAGAUCGAUCACGCAGCCCUAAAAAUGGCCGAGGCCGGUUUCACGAGUUACCUGGAAAGACGCAAUCACUAUAGAAAGUUCUUGAUGAAAAAGAAAAAACUUGAUCGAAUCAAGAGACGUGAAGAAAAUGACCAAUUAGAUCUAGAGGAUUUUAAUUUCUUUUUAUUGUGUACUGCACUUUGUGUUCUUUUGCUGGUUUCGAUUCUUGUGAUUGAAUUGAUUAUUAAAAAAAUUCAUGACUAUCAUAAAAGACGUUUGCGCGAAUUAGAGUUGAGGAAAUUGAUGGUCAGUAAAAAAAUUGCGGAGAUCGUUUGGCGGAUUGCGAUUGUCACGGAACAAAUUUAA
Messenger RNA from Microplitis mediator, 2008 nucleotides. RefSeq lists its product as uncharacterized. The transcript has 3 exons. The record is from RefSeq and is a predicted model, not a curated record. Lineage: Eukaryota; Metazoa; Arthropoda; Insecta; Hymenoptera; Braconidae. The coding region runs from base 74 to 2008 and encodes 644 amino acids.